Messenger RNA from Aedes albopictus (Asian tiger mosquito), 1386 nucleotides. RefSeq names its product vitamin K-dependent protein C-like. Gene Ontology annotation, molecular function: serine-type endopeptidase activity. The coding region runs from base 174 to 1244 and encodes 356 amino acids. The record is from RefSeq and is a predicted model, not a curated record. Lineage: Eukaryota; Metazoa; Arthropoda; Insecta; Diptera; Culicidae. The transcript is spliced from 2 exons. Gene Ontology annotation, biological process: proteolysis.
GUUCUCCAAUAGCCGAUACUGAACUGCAUGAUUUCACAUCUGAGUAAAACAAGUUUACCGGGAUUCCCUUAUCGUUUGUUUUCAAAUACAUAUUCACGAACAGCCUUUGGCAAAAAUUUGGCAAAUCCUGACGAAUUCAGCCAUUCAUUCAGUUCUGUGCACCCUCGCUUGCAAUGAACAGGUUUUUUGCGUUGUACGCAGUAGCGCUAGUUGUGCUGUUAGCACAAGAAACCUUGCAAUCCAGAACCAAAAUUCGUCGUUCCGUGUCCCAGUCCAAUCGAAAAUAUCAGUGCGGUGCUCGGAAGCGACAAGUCGAGGGCCUCAUAACAAAUGGAUCCAACACGAAAGUUGGUGAGUGGCCCUGGCAUGGAGCCCUUUUCCAUCGGAAAAAUCGUCGUUCAAGGGAGUACAAGUGCGGAGCUACGUUGAUCCAUCAGAACUUUGUGAUCACCGCUAGUCACUGCGUCGUGGAUCGAGACAGUGGCUAUGAGGUUAGCGCCAGGUAUGUCACGGUUGACUUUGGAUAUGUGCAGUUGUUCCGGCCCUCCAGUUAUGGGCAAUCACAUGCGGUUCAGGAGAUCUUCGUUCAUCCGAAGUUUGCAAAAGACAGCAACAAGCAUGACGUAGCGAUAUUGUCUUUGAAAACCGCAGUGAUUUUCAGUGAUUACGUGCUCCCCAUCUGUUUGCAGCUUACCAGGUCUGACACAAACAUACACGAUAUCGUCGGAAAGCAGGGUGUGGUUGUGGGUUGGGGGCUAACGGAGGAUGAUGAAACUUCAACAGAUCUUAAGCUGGCGAACGUACCCGUGGUGGACUACGCGGAGUGUCUGGAAACCGACCCGGAUCUAUUCGGUUCGUUGAUUUAUCCGGGCAUGUUUUGCGCCGGGUCCAGAGACGGAACGAGUGUAUGCAACGGUGAUAGCGGAGGAGGAAUGUACUUCAAUAAUGGAAGGAGGUGGAUUCUGCGCGGGAUCACAUCUUUUUCUGAUGCACGGGAAGACGGCAGCAAUAAAUGUGACGUAAACAACUAUGCUGGCUUCGUAAAUGUUCAGUACUAUGCUUCUUGGAUAUUUCAAACAGUGCAGGGCGUGGAUGUUCAAGAUGCUGCGGAACUGCUCGACGCCACGGAGAAUACAAGAUCGAUGAUAGUGAACGUAUUUUUAAACGCAUUACAGCAUAACUGCUUAAACAUAUCGUCAAGCAGGAUGAGCACGAGCACCACCUUGAGGAGAUUAUGCGCUUAAACAUGACUGAGGGCUCCGUCUCUACAUCAACUCCGAUCCUAGCUUGAAUAGUCAACAACCCGGAUGCACACGAAGGAUGAUAACGAUUUAUUUCAAUUGUUAGUGCCAUGAACUAAUUGUAUUAAAACAUACAUUUGAAAUC